GUUUCGCGAGCCCAUUCUUCAUCGAAAAACAAUUGUUUUGUGCCUGCCCACGUCAAACAAUCCUUUGUAGCGUGCGUAUGCUGGGUCGCGGCGACUAUCGAUGCUGGACAGAUCAUCAACAAUGUCCAGGAUGAACAUGGACGGCCCCACAACCAAGUCCGUCCAAUGCUCGAUCUGCAACAAGAGGUUCUCCAGAACAGACCAUUUGAAGCGGCACCAAUUGCGGCAUUCAGGGGUCAAACCGUACUCCUGCAUCUUCUGCGGAGAUGCGUUUACGCGAAGCGACAACCUGAGGGAUCACUACCCAAGCUGCCCUCAACGAAGAAAUCGCCAAAUACCAGAAGCUGCCAGAGGCGGAAGGCGAUCGCAUGCUUGUGACUCGUGUACUUUCAUGAAGCUUGGUUGCGAUGGAAAUAAUCCAUGCAAAACAUGCCGACAUAAGAAGAUCGACUGCAAGUUCGCAAGACUUGAAUCGAAAGGGCUUCUUGGAAAGAGUGAACAUUUGACUAAAUCGUCAACUGAUGCUGAGAGGGAUGCAUCAUCCGAUAGGGGAUCUAUCAAGUUCCUCCUGAACUCAGGAACAGCGAGCUUUAUUGAAUGUUUCCGGCUGCCAUCUUCCCAUGAGAGACGGAAUCUGUUCAAUUUUCGAAACACUCAAAGGUCCCCGGACUCCUUAACAAUUCUAGACGGAUUCGCAAAUAGCAGUGAGAAUGGAAGCACUGCUAGCGCUUUUUCCGACCCUUUCGAGGACGAACCAAUCGACUGGUCUCUUUUCGAAGACGAAAAUCUUCUCAGAUUCCUCAGCAGUCCCUUCAAUGAAGUGCAGAUGCAGUCAGAGGAUUUGUUCGCACCUUUGGGUAUAGAUCAGAGCUUUGCAGCGGGGCCGAAUAUGCAGGGAGUACCUCUCCCUGAAGAGUGGGAGUCUCCAAGUGAGGCAUCUUCCGCAGCAAUACAAGCAAUUUCCCAAAAAACGAUGACGCUGCAGCUGAGUCCUCCCGAGCAGGCUGAUAUCUCGCAUCACUUGAAUUAUCUGUUCACUCCAUCUCGAAUGAGAAGACUUAUCAGCCUUUACUUCGAAUUCUGGCAUCCCCAUUGCCCGAUAACUCAUCAGGGAACGUUUAACAUGGAAACAGCACCAACCCCCUUGCUUGUUGCUGUCCUUUUUGUUGGCGCCAUGUAUUCGCAGGUUGACAGAGAUGUCAGCAGUGCGAAGCUUUUACUCGACCUGGCGGAACUCUACGUAUUUUCUAUCGAUGACCUGACGGACGAGUUCGAGAUCAGGCGAAUGCUCAGAGCUCCCAAUAAUACGGCACCCGACUCUCUUCCGUUGAGCAACCAGGCUUUUCAGCAUUUGCAAGCAGCAUAUUUAGUGGUUUGUGUACAGUUCUGGGCUGGAAACAUGGUCUCGAGGAAACGAGCUAUAGACACCAAAUUCGGCGUGGUACUGAAGGUGGCUCGACGCAUCGGACUUACGAAAGCUAGACACGAAUUGGACGACAGUGUCGAUGAGGAUUUAUGGAUCAAGAAAGAAUCUCAGAUUAGACUGAUGAAUAUCAUCACCCUUCUCGACUGUGCUUUUGCUUUCUUUGCCAACUUCCCCUGUCGACUCAUGGUCUCUGAAAUGAGAUUUGAUCUUCCUUGCGAAGAAAGCAUAUUUUCCUCGCCGCAUCCCUUCGCAGAACCGAAGUUCGCCCCAAGCCGCCAUCUUACAACUUUCGAUGCAUUCCAAAGCCUAUUUGGACAGCUGAAAUCCACCUCUGUGCCAAAUCAAGGAAGGAAGGGCAACCCACUGGGACUGAAUCCCAUGGAUAUGUUUAUUCUCGUUCAUAUACUCUACGUCUAUGCUCACACUCACGUAAUUCUUUUCUCCCCCUCCCUCCCUCGAACAUCAGACGGCUCGGGUGGCUCAACUCCUACCGGGGCACCAUGCUCAACAUCUGACACCAAUCUCGCACUCAUCAGAGCAGCUCUUUCUCGCUGGCGAUCCCUUUGGACCACAAUUCGCUCAAAUAUACCCAGUCAAGCAUGGGCAAGUUUAGGUUUCUUCAGGAACGGAUAUAAUUACUGGCUCGUGACACAGCUCUUGAUCAAUAAUAAGGGGAGUGUAGAUGUAAUGAUGGGUAUGGAGGUUGGAUGCGAAGAUACCCUAAAGCAACUAAAGGGACUACUGAAGGAAAGUGGCAAUGACCCCUAGAAACCAUGCACUUCUACAUCAAGAAUCAAUUUCAAUCAUCCUUGCCG
Messenger RNA from Hyaloscypha bicolor E, 2241 nucleotides. Its product is annotated as putative C2H2 finger domain protein. Lineage: Eukaryota; Fungi; Ascomycota; Leotiomycetes; Helotiales; Hyaloscyphaceae. Gene Ontology annotation, cellular component: chromatin. The record is from RefSeq and is a predicted model, not a curated record. Bases 122 to 2194 code for a protein of 690 amino acids. The transcript has 9 exons. Gene Ontology annotation, biological process: regulation of transcription by RNA polymerase II; DNA-templated transcription. Gene Ontology annotation, molecular function: zinc ion binding; DNA-binding transcription factor activity, RNA polymerase II-specific; RNA polymerase II cis-regulatory region sequence-specific DNA binding.